CUGCUGGCUCGUGGAGGAUCCCACCAGAUAAACCUGGUACCAGUACCGAGUCCGGGGGGCUUUCUGGACCUGUGAGACCAUCGGAACCACCGGGACCACCGGAGCUGAAAAAUGGCGAGGAAAAGCGAAGUACCGGCUGUUUAUUACGGAGAACCACGCAAGUUUGACCCAACGUUCAGAGGACCUGUUCAUAAUAGAAGCUGCACGGACGUGCUGUGCUGCGUGCUCUUCAUCAUUGUCAUCCUCGGCUACGUAGCGCUGGGCACUGUGGCCUGGAUUCACGGAGACCCGAGGAAAGUGAUCCACCCCACCGACAGCUCCGGACAGUUCUGCGGACAGAAAGGAACGCCCAAUGCGAAGAAAAGCAUUCUGUUCUACUUCAACAUACUGAAAUGUGCCAGCCCUGCAGUUCUCAUAAACCUCCAGUGUCCCACAACUCAGAUGUGCGUUUCUAAGUGUCCUGAUCGUUUCGCCACCUACACGGACAUGCAGCUCCAGUACAGGUUCAACAGGAGCCACUGGGAUUAUUACAGACAGUUCUGCAGACCAGGAUUCAACAACCCCAAGAAGCCUGUAUCUCAGGUUCUGCGGGACGAGGACUGUCCAUCAGUGAUCGUGCCCAGCAGACCAUUUUUGCAGCGCUGCUUUCCGGACUUCAUCACUAGAAACGGGACGCUAACUGUGGCCAAUAAAACCGCCUUUAAAGACGCUCUGGAUACGGCGAGGAGCGUGACCGAGCUCAGAGACGCCGCCAAUGGUAUAACAGGUAUACUGGAUGCCAAACAGCUGGGAAUGAAAAUCGUGGAGGACUACGCUAACUCCUGGUACUGGAUCGUGAUAGGGUUGAUUAUAGCGCUGGUGGUGAGUCUGAUCUUCAUCCUGCUGUUGCGUUUCACCGCCGGCUUCCUCCUCUGGUUCAUCAUCUUCGCCGUCAUCGUACUCGUGGCCUACGGAAUCUGGCACUGUUACUCAGAGUUCACUCUGCUGAGGAAGACUCCCGGCGCAGACGUGACGAUCUCAGAUAUCGGCUUCCAGACGGACGUGCAGGUUUACCUGCAGCUCAGCCAGACCUGGCUGCUCUUCUUGGUCAGUCUGGGUCUGACUGAAGCCUCUAUAGUUCUGAUGUUGAUCUUCCUGAGGAACAGAGUUCGCAUCGCCAUCGCCCUGCUGAAAGAGGGCAGCAAGGCCAUCAGCUACAUCAUGUCCGCCCUGUUCUACCCCCUCAUCACCUUCGUUCUGCUGCUCAUCUGUAUCUCCUAUUGGGCCGUCACCGCCGUAUUUCUGGCGUCUUCUGGUGAAGCCGUCUACAAAGUGAUGUCGGCGCAGCCCAACUGCAAACACACCAACCUCACCUGCAGCCCAGAGACCUUCAACGUGACGAAUAUAACGAAGCAGUGUCCCGGAGCUCAGUGUCUGUUUGCGUUUUACGGCGGUGAGAGCGUGUAUCACCGCUACAUCUUCAUCCUGCAGCUCAGUAACCUGCUGAUCUUCCUCUGGCUGGUGAACUUCACCAUCGCUCUGGAGCAGUGCACCAUCGCCGGGGCCUUCGCCUCUUAUUACUGGGCCAAAAGGAAACCGGGGGACAUCCCGCCCUGUCCCGUAUUCUCGUCUUUCGCUCGGGCGUUACGGUAUCACACAGGGUCUCUCGCCUUUGGCUCUCUGAUCUUAGCUUUUGUGCAGCUCAUCCGGAUUGUCCUUGAAUACCUGGACCAUAAACUUAAAGGUGCUCACAACGCUGUAGCUCGAUUCCUGCUCUGCUGUCUGAAAUGCUGCUUCUGGUGUUUGGAGCGUUUCAUUCGCUUCAUGAACAGAAACGCCUACAUCAUGAUUGCGAUAUAUGGGAAAAAUUUCUGCACGUCGGCGCGGGAGGCGUUCUUUUUAUUAAUGAGGAACGUGGUGAGGGUGGCGGUGUUGGAUAAAGUUACAGACUUCCUGCUCUUCUUAGGGAAACUCUUAGUAGCAGGAAGUGUGGGUGUUGUUGCCUUCUUUCUCUUCACACACAAGAUCCCCAUCAUUCAGGAAGAAGUUCCAGUGCUGAAUAACUACUGGGUGCCUCUGCUGACGGUCAUAUUCGGGUCCUAUUUAAUUGCACACGGAUUCUUCAGCGUCUAUGCAAUGUGUGUGGACACCCUGUUCCUGUGCUUCUGCGAAGACCUGGAGCGAAACGACGGCACUCCGGCCAGACCGUUCCUCAUGUCCCCGGGUCUGCACGGCAUUCUGGGAGUCGAGCAGAGCCCCAGAAGGGGCAGAGUGUAGUCGUCGGACUUCAGUUUAACACUUUUAAUAACUCUAUAGAACUCUAAGAACUCAACCUGAGGGAAUAGCUUUACUCAUCCCUGAUACUGAGCAUGCUUUAACCUUCAUCUCGCGGCUCUUCGUACGUACGAACGUUAAACACGUAAAACACGUACGAACUUCUGCCGCCCGACUCGUCGUACUGUAACGUGACUCUUAAUGCACUAAAACUCAAACUGUGAUUCUGCUUCCAGGAGACAGAAGACUGAAGGUGCUAUGCACUGUAGUAACACCUCCCCUUAACCCACUUCCUGCCCCCGCCCAGUACUUCCUGCACUCUAGCGCCCCCUACAGGCCAAAGCCGAGGCAGGACUUUGCGCCACUUUUCUAUGGUUCAGCCUCUCUCAGCCUCUCUCUCUCUUUUUUGCUGCUGACUGCUGCCUUAUACAAACACACGUGGAGCAGCGAAGUCACCGCUGGACAGUCUGAGGGAAUUGGGACGACGUGAUUGGACAGAAAUUCCAGUGGAAUUUGUUGUUUUGAGUUUUUUUCAGUUUUGUUGGGUAAACAGUACUCAUGUUUUAUACUGUAAUACUGUAAUAUGUAUCAGUGUCAGUAGCUGUGUGUUCACACUGACAUGCCAUUUCCUACAGGACAGGUCACAGGACAGGAAAUUAUAUUGGGUCCCAUGACUUUUGCCAUGUCCUACAGAAGGUAAAGAUCACAUCAAUGGACGGACAGACAGACAGAUAGAUAGAGAUGGACUUAAAUGGAUGGACAGAUAGAUAGACAGGCAAAGACAUAGAUAGUAAGACAGAAAGAUAGACAGACAGACAAAGACAUAGAUAGACAGACAGAUAGACAGAUGGAGACAAAGAUAGACAGGCAUAGACAGAAAGAGACAUACAUAGACAGAUAGACAGAGACAGACAGAGAGAGACAUAAACACAGGCAGACGGAGACAUAGAUAGACAGACAGAGACAUAGAUAGACAGACGGACAGACAGACAUAGAUAGACAGAGAGAGACAUCGAUAGAACGACCGACAGACAGACAGACAGAGACAUAGACAUGCAGACACAGACAGACAAACAUAGACAUGUGGACACAUUUAGAUAGAUAGAGAGACAGACAGACAUCAGCGACACAGACAGAAAGACAGAUAGAUAGACAGACAGAUGGAGACAUAGACAGACAAAGAUAGACAGAAACACAGAAAGACAGAGAUUGGCAGAUAGAUAGAUAGAUAGAUAGAUAGAUAGAUAGACAGACAGACAUGUGGACACAGACAUAGACAGACAGACAGAAAGAUAAACAGAGACAGACAGAUUUAAGCACAGAUUAGCUCACAUUGUGUGAUUUUGAAUGGCAGUGUUGAACGUUAGUUGAGGCAUCAACAGUGGACCAUUUAAACGGCUGUCCCAUGACUUUUGGCAUGUUAGUGUCAGUGUGCAGCUUAUCAUAAUUAUUAUUGAGGAUAUUGAGAUACUGGAAUUAAAGUACAACCUGUAACAAGUAAAACCACUGAUUUCACACAGUGGAUUAUGAGCUAAUUCUCAUUAAUUGGCUUUCCUUACAAAAAAUGUACAAAAAACAUAAUAUAAAGUAAUAUUGAGGUCAUAUCCUUAUAUAGUAUGACCAAAAAAAAAGACAAAUAUGGACAAAUAUUCAGCAGAACGUUUACAGUUACUUUUUUAAUUAUUACUGAAAAAAUUACAUUUUGGUUUAAUUUAGCUUAAUUUGUAGAACAGCAGAUCAGUACAGAUAGAAAUGCAUUAAUUGUGCAAAAGUCUUCCAAGCGAGACCAAAGGGACUUUUAAUAAUUAGAGGAAAUAGAAUUGCUGGAAUUGUUGUUUAAACAGUUUAAAAGGCAGAAAAGAUCUAAAAAAAUGUGUCAGAUAAUCUAUACACCUGUUUUUAUAUUGUUUUUACAACUAGUGAUCUUACAGUUCUGGCCUUACCUUGAACGAAGGUACUAUGCUGCGUUCCAUUUACUCACAAGCUGAAUGAUAGAUCUGGGUAUUACAUCAUACCUGAGGAAAAACAGCAUUUAAAUCAAGAUUUUGGAUCAUCUUUUCUGGAAAAAAAGGAAGAGAGCACUUCAGUUUCUGAAUCAGUUUCUCUGAUUGUGCUAUUUAUAGGUUUAUGUUUGAGUAAAAUGAACAUUAUUGUUUUAUUCUAUAAACUACAGACAACAUUUCUCCCAAAUUCCAAAUAAAAAUAUCGUCAUUUAGAGCAUUUAUUUACAGAAAAUUGAAGAGAAAUGGCUGAAAUAACAAAAAAGAUGCAGAGCUUUCAGACCUCAAAU
Astyanax mexicanus (Mexican tetra) is the source of this 4543-nucleotide messenger RNA. It is a transcript of the gene slc44a5a, whose product is annotated as solute carrier family 44 member 5a. Gene Ontology annotation, cellular component: membrane. Gene Ontology annotation, biological process: transmembrane transport. The transcript has 22 exons. NCBI's taxonomy places the organism in Eukaryota, Metazoa, Chordata, Actinopteri, Characiformes, Acestrorhamphidae. The record is from RefSeq and is a predicted model, not a curated record. Gene Ontology annotation, molecular function: transmembrane transporter activity. The coding region runs from base 112 to 2256 and encodes 714 amino acids.